Messenger RNA from Adineta ricciae, 915 nucleotides. The record is from the annotation of a GenBank genome assembly. Lineage: Eukaryota; Metazoa; Rotifera; Eurotatoria; Adinetida; Adinetidae.
AUGAAUCAAACUAAACCAACGUAUGAUCGAAUACAACCCAGCAUUAUCUACGAAGAUAAAAUUCAGUGUAAAAAAGAUCAAAAGCAAUAUAUCGGUUGUUUAGCUAGAUUCUUUUACUCUGACGGAUUUCAGCGUACGACGUUGCAUUUAUUUGAAAAUAAAACACCGAAAAGUUCUUGUCUUUCUUUCGAAUUACACGAUUAUGAAAGAGUGGAAUCGUGUGUUGAACAAAAGAAAGAAACUGCAUGGAAACUUCCAUCGUUGAGUAGAACUACUUAUGCGUUUCAAUUAAUACCAAGACAUAAAGAAAAAGUCCAAAUAUUCGUUUGUGAAACCGAAGAACAUCGAAAUAAAUGGAUGGAGAAACUCAGUGAAAGCAUUGCAAACUUCGAAACUCUGGAAAAUUAUGCUUAUGAUCCAGAAUCACAAGUAGAUGAGGUUGAGGAAGAAAAACCUGUCCUGCGAAAACCAGCACCACCUGUACCGAACAGAACGAAACCUGUUAUGGAUAAUCGAAUGGAAAUAAAGAAAGAAUCAGCGAAUUUGAACUACGUUACAGUCAAUUCGAAGAAAUCAUCAUUAUGCAUAGAUGAUCUUUUCUACGCAGGAACGUUCGAUGAACUGCACAAAAUCUUCAUGCAAAUCGAUAAACCUGGUGUGUUCGCUGUAAUGGAGAAAGCUAAUCCAGAAUAUGAUUGUAAAUUGGCCAUACGUGUCUACGAAAAUCAACACUCACCCAUAUCAUCAUGGAAUAUUUAUCAUAAUCAUCAGAUGAAUGAAUAUCAUCUUGUGGAAAAUGGUCCAACUUUUGCAAAUAUUGUGGACUUGUGCUCACAUUACAUGAAAAAUGAUUUACCAAGCAAAUCAAGCACAAUCAAUCGUUUAAUUGCGCCAUAUAAAUUCCAUUUUCAUUGA